Trichomycterus rosablanca is the source of this 5294-nucleotide messenger RNA. RefSeq names its product zinc finger MYM-type containing 4, tandem duplicate 1 (gene zmym4.1). The transcript has 26 exons. The coding region runs from base 114 to 4784 and encodes 1556 amino acids. Gene Ontology annotation, molecular function: zinc ion binding. The record is from RefSeq and is a predicted model, not a curated record. NCBI's taxonomy places the organism in Eukaryota, Metazoa, Chordata, Actinopteri, Siluriformes, Trichomycteridae.
CAUUGUGCAGAAGAACCUUGUUUAGCAGACUUGUGCAUGGACGGUUAGGCGUGACUGUUACAGAGAUACAAGCAGACUCAGUCUUGACCAGCAGAACUGAGGCAGCUACACAGAUGGAAACCACCAUACUUGUUGGACAGGAUACUGUCAGCCAUCCCAGUAAAGACAGUGUAGCUCACACAGAUGACACAUCAAAUACCCAAAGUUCCUCCAGUCUGGAGAGUCCAGUGUCAAAAGAAGAGAAGGAUAAACGAUUGGACUCUGAGGAAAGUGGACAGAAUACUGUCAGCCAUCACAGCAAAGAAACUGUAGCCCACACAGAUGACACAUCAAAUACCCAAAGUUCCUCCAGUCUAAAGAGCUCAAAGUUAAAGAAAGAGAAGGAUGAACAGUCAGAUCAAGACAAAAGUGGACAAAAGUCUGUCAGCUGUCACAGUGAAGAAACUGUAACUCACACGGAUGUUGAACCAAAUGCACAGAGUUCCUCCAGUCUGGGGAGCCCAAAGUCACAGGAAGAGCAGGACAAACAGUCUGGCCCUGAGGAAAGUGGACACAAGUCUGUCAGCCAUCACAGUGAAGAGACUGUUGCUCACCUAGAUGAUCUGACAGUGAAGACAGAUCAAGAGUUGGACCAUGUGGACCAUAAGAAAAGUGGACAGGAGAAGGAAACCAAAAAUAUGAAUGUACAGAUCAGCCAGGAACAGGAAGAUAAAAAGUCUGAAAGUGAAGGGACGAGGGAUCAAGCUUUAGAAACCCAGCAAGAGACAAACACUAAAACAAAAGCAAAAUCUGAUCAGAAGGAUGAAGAGGUGAAGAUCAUGCAUGCGACAAUGCACCAGAAUGUAGACAUCCAGCAGAUAUCUGAUGGAUAUUUAGAGAAGGCUGAAAAAGUGGAAGAAGGAAACGUAGAUGAGAAAAAUGUAGAAGACAUGGAGCAUCAGACUGAGCAGGAGAUGUCAGAAGACACAAAGUGGGAAGAAACUGAAGAAAUGGAGCAAGAGCCAUCAGAAAAGAAUGAACAGAAGGAACAGGGUUGUUCUGAUGGGACUGUAAAGCUGGAAGAGAAGGUAAAUGAUGACUCCUCUCCUGAAAGACCAAUUGAUGGUGAUGAUACAGAAGAGAGGAUGCAGGUUGUCAGCCCAGAAACUCAAGAGGCUCAAGAUUUAAAGAAUGAAAAUAACGAACCUGUACUUCCACCCGGACAAUCAUUUAAGUCUGUAAUCGUGCAUGAGAAAACAGAAACUCCUCCUGCUUCCAGUUCUCCAACAGUAAAGGUCAAAGAUGAGCCGAUGGACGAGGAGUAUGAGAAAGCUCUUGGUCCUCAGUCAACAACUGGACAUGUUAAAGAUGAACCAGACAUGGCUGAUGAAUUUGGCCAGAAGACCUCAGAAAUGAUCAAGAUCAGUGCAGUGUUUUCUGUUGGAAAACCUGCACCUUCAGUUGGGAAGAGCUCCGGGACGGGUUCUCCAGCUGGGACAAAUCCACCCUCCAGCACCUCAGCCAGCUCUUUGUGCGUGGCGUGUUCAGGGUGUAAAAAAGUGUUGCUUAAGGGCCAGACGGCAUUUCAGCGUAAAGGCUGCUCUCAACUCUUCUGCUCACCACGCUGUCUGUGCACCAGCACCUCCACUGAACAAGCCCAAAAGAAAAGCUGCUAUUACUGCCACAAGGAAAUUUCCAACCCAAAGGACGUCAUCAUGGCCCCCGUGGACUCUGCAGGGACAGUGAGGAAUUUCUGCAGUCAGAAAUGCCUCAGUGGGUUUAAGUACAAGAGGGACGGUGUAAACCCUGCACUCAUCUCUGAGCACAGUGCAGGAAAAUGCAGCAUGUGCCAAAAAGUCGGUGCUACUAAGCAUGAGGUGAACGUAACGGGAAGCGUCCACAAGCUGUGCAGCAACAGCUGCUUCCACCAGUUCUGCUCCACCAAUAAACUCAAUAUGAACUGCUGCUGCCACUGUGGAGGCUACUGCCACAAUGUAGAUGGCAAGAGUGCAGCCUUGAUCAUCGAUGGCACCGUCAAGAAGUUCUGCAGCCAGAUUUGCCUGAUUGCCUACAAAUCAAAGUAUGCAAAGCCACUGCCCUGCACGAUGUGUCGGGGGUAUCGUACCCUGUUGGAAAUGGUGGAAAGCCCAAACGCUGAGGGCAACAAAGAGCUGUUCUGCUCCUCAUCUUGUGUGACAGAACACAAAGUUCAAAUAAUCAGCGCUUCAGGUGAUGCCCUAGAAUGCCACCAGUGUAAUCAGAUUACCGUUCCUCAGUACCACCUCGCCAUGUCUGACGGAAACAUUCACAACUUCUGCUCCUUCACCUGUGCUGUAGCAUUUCAGGAUGGCUUUAGUAAGACGAACUCUGGCGCUACUCCUCUAAACAUGAUUCAAGCGAAACCUACAUCUACAUUACAGUCUGGAUCACCGGAGUCCAGUUCAACUGUAACCAGUAGCGUCCCAUCAAUGACCAGAAUCCCCUGCUCUCAGUGUCUGCGCUUAUUCUUCAGCAAACCUGAGCUGCUGGAGUUCAAGGGAAAGAUGUAUUUCUUCUGUGAUAAGUCUUGCAUUGAUGAGUUUCGGAGGACCAAUUAUAUCAUGGCGCAGUGUGUGUACUGCAAAAUCGACAAAGUGGUGAAGGAAAUUAAGAGGAUCAACAAUGUGGACUGUUCCUUUUGCAGUGAAGGCUGUAAACUUCUCUACAAGCACGACCUUGCCAAACACUGGGGAAAGAAGUACUGCCGGAACUGCCUUUACUGUGACACCGCCUCUCCGACUGUGGUGACCAGCGUCUUUUCUGGCAAACAAGAGGAGUUCUGUAGCAAUGAAUGUCUUUCACAGUACACAUUGUUAUUUUGUGAGGUGGCUAAAUGCAGUGUGUGCAAGCGGGCCAGGAAGUUGAACGAGUCUGUAAAGUGGCUUGGCGAAAUAAAGCACUUCUGUAACCUCCACUGUUUGACGUACUUCUGUAGCUUAAAUGGUUGCGCUGCGACCCCGAGUAAACCCUCCACCAAAGCACAAGGAACAGUACCUUCUGUUGGGAAGCCGAUUGGUACUGCCAGCACGCAGACGGACGGUGCGAGACAGAUCAAUGUUUCGAACAGAGGCCUAAAGAACAAAGCUCUGCUCUGUAAACCCAUGACCCAGAACAGGGGGACAGCCUGCAAACCCAACACCUCAGACAUGAACACACAAACAGAUGAGGUCACACCCAAGAUGAUGUUGUUUCCACUGCCAGUACCAGUGUUUGUCCCGCUGCCUAUGCACCUCUACACACAGUAUACUCCACACUCAUUUGGAUUUCCUCUGCCGCUACCAGUGCCCAUGUUUCUGCCGGUCACUGUGGACAACGUUGAGCGAUUAAUGGAGACCAUUCAGGAAAUCAAAGAGAAGAUUCCUGAAAACCCGCUGGAAGCAGAUCUGAUCAUGAUGGCUGAGAUGGUGGCAGAGGACAGUGAGAAGGAGAAAGCUGUCUCCCAUGGAGACCAGGAAGAAAAUUUCAUAGAAGACUUCGAUCUGGAAGCCCUGUCUAGCCACUUCAGCUGGGACGAAGAGAGCGUUUCCAGUGCUUCUCGAUUGGGUCGGGGCUCGGAGUCUGAGAAAGUGGCCCCUUCAAGACGAAGGUCACCCAGUCCACCCUCACAGGAACCACAGAUGGACCUUGAGGCAGAUUUCCCAGUCGAGAGCUUUGAUCAGCCUGUCCAAAAAAGCACAACUCCAGCUGCUACCAAGUCGAAAAGCCGCAAGAAAAGCCGUGAAUCCUUCUCUCAGAGAAAAAAAGGUCACAAACAUGCAGAAAGUCCUUCACGAAAAGCCGCUUCGCAGAACAGCUCCAAACUCUACAAUGAUUACGGUGUACAAGCCUGGAAGAGCUGGAUACACUGGAGGAACACCCAGACCAAUAUAGAGACCCCCAAAUUUGGCUCACGGAACAUCAUGUUGAAGGAGGACCUGUUGCAGUGCAGCACAGCCGAGUUAAGCUACGGUCUCUGUAAGUUCGUCAACGAAGUAAAGCGUCCUAAUGGAGACCCGUACAGUCCGGACAGCAUCUUUUACCUCUGCCUAGGCAUUCAGCAGUAUCUUUUUCAAAACGGCAGAAUGGAGAACAUCUUUGCUGACUUCUUCUACAGUAAUUUCAGCCAUACUAUAUCCAGUUUACUGAAAGGAUGGAAACCCACUAUACUACCCAGUGGUUACAUGCACUCCCGGGUAGAAGAGGAGUACCUGUGGGAGUGUAAGCAGCUGGGUGCGUUCUCUCCGAGCGUACUGCUCAACACUCUGCUCUACUUCUGCACCAAGUUCUUCAGCUUUAAGACGGUAGCUCAGCACCGCCGCCUGUCCUUCGCCCACAUCAUGCGCUGCAGUCGUACCAACAGCAGCGGCGACAAGAGGUCCUGCCUCCGCUUCUACCCACCCGUGCCCAAAGACACCAAAAGUGCACCUAAAUCAAGUAAAGAAAGUGUCCCAGCCAAGAGAAAGCGAGAAGAGGAUGAAGAUGAGGAGGAAGGAGCAGUGCUGGAGAUGAAGGAGAAUUUAGACAAUCCACUUCGUUGUCCUGUCAGACUCUAUGAGUUCUACAUCUCUAAAUGCUCAGCCUCGGUGAAGCAGCGCACCAACAUCUUCUUCCUGCGUCCCGAGCGCUCCUGUGUCCCGAACAGUCCCUUAUGGUUCUCCUCCGAGUCGCUGGAUGACGACGAGCUAGAGAACAUGCUCACCCGCAUCCUCACCGUCCGAGACAUCCACCUGGACAGAGAACCCCCUCGGAGCCUGUCCGAAUCGGACGACGACAACGAUUCGGACUAAAUCGGACCCGAAUACAAACUGUAAAAGCGCUGACCCCGCUGCGGUCGAGCAGGAGGAGGCACAGUGUGUCCUCUGUGAAGGCUUGUUUUUUAAUACACGUCCUUAAAUCCAUUUCAAUGAGCAAUUAAUAAUCAAAGGUGUUCAGAAUGUGGCGUGACAUUUUAAUACCAUCUUGCAAGUGAUUAUUUUGUGCUUACUGGUUAGUUUUUGGUUUAGACCCUCAUGUGUAGCUUUUUAUUUGAUUGAAAAGGUUCCCAUUCGUGUAUAAAUGUAGGACAUGCAAGGAGGCAGAGCACAAUACUACAUGUUGGAUAGCGCUUCUCAGUUCCAUACAUCCGUAAGUGGUUUAAUAUUAGUGUGGAAAAAAAUCAUUCACUUCAUGUGAUGUUCUGCAACACUAAAUUGUUUGUUGAUUUCAAACACACAUUCUUUUUAUGUUUCCAUUUUAGAAGCAAAACACUCAUUAUAUCAUAAUUGUAUUGUUUUUUAAUUGAUAAAGUUUUGUGAAUC